AUGUAUGGUAUAGUUUACUCAACAGGAGAAACUUUCUUUCAAGAUCUAGUAGGAUCUGCGGACACAUCUAGUAUGGGCAAUGCAAAUGUGUACAUUAUGAUGUUACAGAGUAUUACAAAAACUUCAAGAUUGGUUAUUGAUCAUCUGGUUUAUCGUGUUUUGUCUAGAAGAUCAAGAACAGGAACACUUGCAACAUUGAUUAGAAUGGGGCUUGGUAUGUUCUUUUCAAUUGGUACUUGUACAAUUGCUCAGUACACAGAGGCUGCAAGAUUGACUGCUGUCGAGAACAAAACGAAUAUUCCAGUUGCCUUAUAUAUUCCUCAGUUUAUUGCACUAGGUUUCGUUACUGGGUUAGCAGGGGAAGGCCUUAAAGUUUUCUUCCAAAACGAAUACUCAAAUUGGAUUAACUUUUAUGCAACAACUAUCACUGAAGUUUUGACUGGAAUGGGAACCCUUCUUAAUACAGUUUUAGUUUUAGCUCUAAGAUUAGCUACCAAGAAAAAAGACGGCCGUGGCCCGUGGGACUUGGUUUGCUGA
Molecule: messenger RNA, 537 nt
Organism: Papaver somniferum (opium poppy)
Lineage: Eukaryota; Viridiplantae; Streptophyta; Magnoliopsida; Ranunculales; Papaveraceae
Product: protein NRT1/ PTR FAMILY 5.11-like
Exons: 1
Coding region: 1-537 (178 amino acids)
Biological process (GO): transmembrane transport
Cellular component (GO): membrane
Molecular function (GO): transmembrane transporter activity
Source: RefSeq, a predicted model, not a curated record